Molecule: messenger RNA, 1016 nt
Organism: Drosophila mauritiana
Lineage: Eukaryota; Metazoa; Arthropoda; Insecta; Diptera; Drosophilidae
Product: U-scoloptoxin(01)-Cw1a
Exons: 2
Coding region: 125-949 (274 amino acids)
Cellular component (GO): extracellular region
Molecular function (GO): chitin binding
Source: RefSeq, a predicted model, not a curated record
UUGAAGCAGACAUAAUGAUGCCAAAGCUGGGCUGUUUCUCAUUUUGGCUAAUGGUCGUUGUCGGAGCCGCGGUGGCCAUCGAAGUUCAGGUGAGGAUUGGGUAUCGGAAAACGAGUGUAUAAUUAUGCUGGGGAGUCGAUUGGGAGGAGCGUGUGCCACCCCAAUUGACAAAGCUCUGGGUGUCUUAGCCACGUUCACUUUUGACCCAAAAAUUGUAGCAUGUAAUGUACUCAAUGUGUGCACUGAUAAAAAAAGCGAUGUAGCUCACAUUUAUGAUAUAAAAAUAUACUAUUUAACAAAUAAUUUAUUUACUUUUGAACAUCAGAAGAGUUUGAUGUCUGAAAGUAAACGUCUUGAAUACUUCUAUCAGAGUAUAUGUACACACGAGUAUGGUUAUAAUGAGGCUUUGUCACGCGGGGAUUUGGGGGUACUAAGACCAAACCGGAUUGGGGCACGAGCUGUGGCUUGUCUUAUGCAAUGGAAACAUUUGAUAUGGUUACGGAAAUUCGGCUAUCUAUUCAAUCCACCGCAACCGGAACACCCGCAGCAUCACGAGGAGAAGCAAGACUUGAACAAGAUACCUGGAGUUCCGGGCGUGGAUUAUCCGGUUUACCAUGAGGUGCCCCACACCCACUUCAGUUGCCACAAUGUGCCGGCCACUCCGGGAAUGUACGCCAAUGUGGAGACGGGCUGCCAGGCGUACCACGUGUGCCACGAUGGACGCGAAGGUGAGCAGGGCGCCAAGUUCCUCUGCACCAACGGCACCAUCUUCAACCAAAAGGAAUUCGCCUGCGAUUGGUGGUACAAUGUCAAGUGUGAGGAGGCCACCCACUUUUACCACUUGAAUGCCGAUCCCGAACACAAUCCCUACUUUCCCAAAAAGAAGCCCGAGCUGGAACCUUAUGCAAAUGAUAUUCAUGAUGCUAGCAAAUUUCUGAUACAAGCUUAAAUCUAUUUCCAUUCUCAUUUUGUUGUUGUUGUUCCCCAUCUUGUAAAUAAAAAUCAUUAUAAAAUUA